This is a messenger RNA of Arxiozyma heterogenica, 2877 nucleotides long. It is a transcript of the gene AFI1, whose product is annotated as Afi1p. The coding region runs from base 1 to 2877 and encodes 958 amino acids. The transcript has a single exon. Gene Ontology annotation, biological process: actin cortical patch localization; cellular bud site selection. Lineage: Eukaryota; Fungi; Ascomycota; Saccharomycetes; Saccharomycetales; Saccharomycetaceae. The record is from RefSeq and is a predicted model, not a curated record. Gene Ontology annotation, cellular component: plasma membrane; cellular bud neck.
AUGGUAAAUGGUAGUUCAAACAGAAAAAAUAACAUUGAAUACAUUUUAUUUUCAGAAUUCGAUAAUAAAUUAGGGUCUAUACUUAGAUACCAAUACCCAAAUGAUAUACCAGUGUUUAAGUCGAUUAAUUUGGCGACAUUAAUGAUACCCAACAAUAUAGAAAAAUGUCUAGGUAAAGUGGAGUUUACAUAUUUUCUAUUAUAUUUCAAUCCCACAACAAAAAAAUAUGAAUUGGUCCCGUCCAUAGAUAAAAUGAAUAAAAAAUUAGAUAUUCUUUAUUUUAUCAAUGUAUGUAUUGCCAAAGCUGAUCCAGAUAAUGAAAGAGGUGCUGUUAUAAACUCUAUUGCUUUUGGUCUGAAUGUUCCCGAUUUUUUAAAGUGGAAGACAUUGUUAACUUCUCUCCUAGAGGGUUUAAUGGAUAUGUUACGGAUAAAUAACAUAGAUGAUAAUAAUGACACUAAUCUUCGGUGUGUGGAAGUAAUAUCUAAUUUUUUUAAGAAAGUUAACAAGAUAAAUUUUUUAGAUACUUUCAAUAGAAACUUAUAUCAGGAGAUUAUCCAAUCUUUCGGUGAAGGUAUAAACGAACAAAUAAUAAUUAAUUCAAUUUUACAAAAUUUCAAAAACUCUUUAGCAAAGAAUACUUCUUCUUUAGAUCAAGUUGAAAGUAUUAUUUCUAACGAUUUGGUAUACUAUUUUUUACCUGUGGAAACUAUCCCGAUAAACUCACAAUAUAAAAUUAAUAAAAUACCACUCUGUCAGAGGUUAUUAUUAAAAUCAUAUAUUCAAACAGAUAUUUAUUAUUAUAAGCAUGCAUUGAAAAUUGUUAAAGAUAUAAGUUUAGAAAUAGUUGAUGUUGAGGAAAUAAGGACCAUUUUUAUAAUGUCUACAAAAACAUCGAAUGAUUAUUUAUGUCAAUUAGUUUUUUCCAUGUCGUAUCUAAUAAGUGGCGUUUCAUUAAAUAAGGAUCCAGCAUUUAAUGGAAUAUAUGCGUUUCCCUAUAUAGAUAUAUCAAUUGUAGUUCUAUUAAAAGAUUUCAUCCAAUCUCUAGCACAUAAAAAACUCAAACUUAUUAUUGGUACAACCAAUCCAAUUUUUAAAAUUCAAGACGAUAUAUAUGAUAUUCUUUAUGAUUUAGAUACAGAAAAAAUAUACAGUUCAUCAAAAUAUAAAACAAAACAAACAGAUUGGAGAAAACAAACAUUAAAUAUGUUGGCAAAAUCAUACAAAAUUAAUGAUAGUAUCAAUAGUUUAUCUCAUGGAUUAAAUAAUAUAAAAUUCAAAAGUAAGUCAGAGUCUAGUUUCAAUCCACUUACGUCAAUCAGUAAUAGUACUAUCAAUAACUACAGUUAUAAUCCAUUUUUCAGUUUUUCUUCUGAUUCCUUUUCACCAAAAUCAGAUCAUUGUCGCUCUGUAUUGAUGAAUUCAUUCAUAAGAAUAUUGAUAUAUGAACAACGAGACAACAAGACUAUUUUAAAUGUAUUAAAAAGAAUUCAAAUUUUUCAAUUAAUUUUAUUACUAAAGCCCAUUACUAUUAAAGAAAUUAAUGUCAAUACAAUUUCUGCCUUAAUUCAAAAGUAUUCUGAAACAUAUAAUAAUUUAAUAUAUGUCAAUGAACUUUUUGAUAUAAGUAUUCUAAAAUUUAUUAAGAUGUUUUAUAUCUUGUAUGAAACAAUUGAACUACUUACAAAUUUGGAUGUAUGCCUUGUAUCUACUACUAGUUGUGAUGCAGUAAUUAAAAAAAUCAAUGAAUGCCAAGAGAUAAUAAGACAAUCUUUAUUUGAUAUUUCUACUACUAAUGCCAUUUCAUAUACAAGAAAAUUAAUAUAUGUAUGCAUGAAUUUUCCACCUUUAGAUAUUUUAUCUCAUUUUGAUACUAGAUACAAAGAUUUUCAGAAUUUUGAUAUCAAUAUGAUCUAUAGCAGGGUUGCAUAUCAUGCCCAUCAGCAAUCUUCGAAAUCAAGCAGUUCAAGUUUUCAACAAACAAAUUCUACAAAUCAGAAUUCAAGCAAGUGUUCUAUUAUUGACAGCUUUGUUAAAACUACAACAUUUAAUUUGUUUGAUAAAAUACUUAGUGUUGAUCUCAAUUUGAAUCAAAAAUAUGACAGUUCAUAUAAAGACUCAGUUUUUACAGGAUCAAAUUUAUCAUUUUUCUCAUCACCAUUCAAGAGAAGAGGUAAAUCCACUAUAAAACGUUCAUUAUCCUUUAGGAACUUGUUGUCUUUAAAAGUAAAUGGGUCUCGAGAUUUCAAGCCUGCAGAGCAUCAGAACACUGUGAAAGAAAUAAUAGUUACAUCAAAAGAGCAAAUAGUAUUAAAAUCCUCUAUACCUGAUUCAUCUAUAUCUUCACUUCCAUCAAAAGUUUUAAAAAAAUCUACAUCAAUGGAAUCUAUCCGUGCAUCGAUCAAUAAGUCAAGUAAUAGAAGUUUAACAGAUUCAUCUAUGUUAUAUGCUUUAAAUAAAAAAAUAGACGAGGUAAAAUCUAUGGUAUGUGAGAUUUUGAGGAUGAUAGACGAUGAUAAAACACUAGGGAACAUUAUCAUACAAAAUUAUUUAAACAAACAGAAAAAGACUCAAUUGGACAUAUAUAUACGAAAGUACAAUCUUCAUAAGAAACCUAUGUCAGACAAUAAUAAUAUAACAGCUUUUAGAGUAUUGGAAAAGUUUGAUAAAAAUUCUAAUAUGUCUUUGAAUAAGGAUAGUUCUGUGUCAAAAACACCAUUUAUUAGUUCUAUAAAUAGCAUUACUUCAACUUAUAAAAAGGUAGAAUCACCUAACAAGGUAUAUAUAUCUAUUGAUAGUUACAAUAAAGCAAGAAUGGAAGAAGAUGAUGAAGAGGAAGAGGAGGAGGAAAUUUUUUAUGAAAUCGAGUAUUUGUGA